AUGACUGGUGUUCAAGAAACUUUGUGCAAGCUUUGCCUCAAAACUGUAACCGCUAAAGGUUUUGAGGUAAUAGACAAUGUUACUAGAGAUACUUUAGAUGUUCUUUUGCUGAAAUUGAAAUUGGAUAGCGAAGGCAAAGAGGUUAUAUGUAACGUUUGCAGAAGAAAGUUAAACGCAGCAUUCCAAUUUAAGUCAACUUGUCUGAAGACCGAUUACACAAUUAUUCCGUAUGUGGAUUGUGAAAAAAUGUUGCAGCUUGAUAUAAGAGAUGCGUAUACGAAGGAAAAGACCGUCGAGUCAAUGGAUAUUUCAGAUGGUCAGAGAAUAUGUCGAUUGUGUAUGCACCCAGUAGAAAGUGAGUUUAGGUGCAUUUGUGAAGAGGAACUUGAAGCCAUCGAGAAAUUGGCUCCUGAAAUGAAUAUAAAUAUCAUCAAAGAUCCCGUUGUGUGUAAGGAAUGUUUUGAUUCUGUGUGCACCCACAACAGUUUCCUAAAAAAUUGCUUGGAAGUACAGAAAAAAAUUGGGGGUAUUUUUAAUAGCGCAGCAACAGAGAGUCGGAUAGAUACGUCACCAUCUGAUUUAUUCCUUAAGACUGAAAACCAGGACAUAGAAUUCGAUAUUGACGGGACGGAAAUGUCAAUCAAAGCUGAAAGUAUCGACAUAAAAUCGGAAGAUGAGGAAAGAAGGGACUCGCUACUGCAUAGCUCCGUUAGUGAAUCAUUCGAGAAGAGGGUCCUUAGAGAUGCAGAAGAGGAUGGAUGUAAACAUGAGAAUAGAUCGACAAACGAAUGUAAUACGAGGGACAAGCAGAAUGACAAAGUAUUUUACAAAUGUGAUAAAUGUAUUUGCAAAAUUGGAAGCGAGAGCAGUUUUAUAGCACACCGUGCGAGACACGAGAACGGUUCGGAAGCAUAUAAAUGUGAAUCGUGUGAGUCCGAAACAGAAAAUAAAAAAAAUUUUCAGGAACAUGGAUUGAGCCAUAAAGAUCCUUUGGAAAUGCGUAUGCACCGAUGCGGAUCAUAUGAUUACAAGACAAAACACAGGUGUGAGCUUGCUAAGCAUCAGGUGAAACACAAAAGCGCAUCUGAAGGACGAUUGUACAAGUGCGACUUUUGUGAUUUCACAACAAAGCGGAAAGUUCAGAUGUACAGGUGUAAUGACUGCGAUUACAAAACUAAAUACAAGAAGAAUAUCAAACAACACCAAUUGAAACAUAAAGAUUCGUCACAGGUUCAAAUGUACAGGUGCCACGAUUGCGAUUACAAAACUAAAUACAAGAGUUGUAUGAAAGGGCACCAACUGACACAUAGAGAAAGUGCAAAUCCAAAUGCAGGAGUGGUAUAA
This is a messenger RNA of Anoplophora glabripennis (Asian longhorned beetle), 1344 nucleotides long. RefSeq names its product zinc finger protein 845-like. The record is from RefSeq and is a predicted model, not a curated record. The transcript is spliced from 5 exons. Gene Ontology annotation, biological process: regulation of transcription by RNA polymerase II. The coding region runs from base 1 to 1344 and encodes 447 amino acids. Gene Ontology annotation, molecular function: RNA polymerase II transcription regulatory region sequence-specific DNA binding; zinc ion binding; DNA-binding transcription factor activity, RNA polymerase II-specific. Gene Ontology annotation, cellular component: nucleus. NCBI's taxonomy places the organism in Eukaryota, Metazoa, Arthropoda, Insecta, Coleoptera, Cerambycidae.